CAGAAAGUCAUUUGUAGAGUGAAGAUUCGUUAAAUAGUUGCCAGUAGAGAUCUAAAUUUAAUACUUGCCAAAUGAGCUCUUUAUAUCUAUUUUUUUUCAUUGCUAUCUUGGUUCGUGUACACGCCAACAAUUAUGAAAUUCAAAAGCUCACAAUUGACUUUUUCCAAAGAAAAUUCAUACGUCAGGUCACAGUUUUCGCUUGUUGGGAUAACCAUGAGCAGGUAAAUUUUUAUCACCACUCCACGGAAUCUAAGCUGAAACUUACGUACAUUCCCAUACCAUCCGAUGCUUUGGACAUGAGAAGAUUGUUAACUGUUAAUUAUUACACUCUUGGUAUAAUCCUCAACUUGGACUGCCGAUACAGCGACUCUGUUCUGUCAGAAUUUUCAAAGCAGCAACUUCCAUAUAAUCAAAGUUAUCACUGGUUAUUGGUAACCAAACUAGAUACACCUCCUAUCAAAAUGCUCCAUGACCUGCCACUGACCAUAGAUACGGAAAUGUCAGUAGCUGUAAAAAGUGGAUUGGAUUACAUCUUGUAUGAUGUCUACAACCCAAGUUACAGACACGGCGGAAUAUUAAAUGUAACAUACAUGGGAAAAUGGAAUCAGUACAGUGGUCUGGACAUUAAACUUACUCAGUACAAGUAUCAACGGCGUGCGAACUUGGAGGGUCUCAGUAUUAAUGUGUCACUUGUUCUUCUACAUGAGCCAACUCCAGAUCUCACAACUUACAUGACAAAUCCAAUUAAUCGACACCUUGACACAAUGCAUCGCUAUAACUACGCACUGAUCCGAAAUUUACAAGAUUAUUACAAUUUCACAAUUCACUUGAAACUAACGAAUAGCUGGGGCUACUUGAUAAACGGAUCGUAUAAUGGUAUGGUAGGAGAUCUGAUUGCCGGAAUUGCUGACAUUGGAGGAAGUCCGAUAAUGUUCAACAAUGAACGUCUCAAAGUGUCGGAGUUUACAGUACAAACAUACAUGGCAAAAGGCUGUUUCAUAUUUCGCCAUCCAAAAAAGCGUACAGUUCACAAUGGAUUUUUAAAACCAUUUAAGAAGGAGGUCUGGUAUUUCACUAUUAUCAUGGCUGUACUAAUUUGGAUUCUACUCUGGCUCACAGCAAGAGUUGAAAUCCAUUUUCGAGAUCACCCACCGCUUAACACUCUAUACUCGCAUACAGGAUCUGAAACAGCUUUGAUUACAUUGGCUGCUGCAUGCCAACAGGGUUUAUCGGACGGUCCUCAGCUUUACUCUGGGCGUUUGGUAUUCCUCUCACUAUUUUUGUGGACUCUCUUACUCUACCAGUAUUAUUCAGCAAGUAUUGUUGGUUCUCUAUUGGCAGAACCGCCACGAUACAUUAAAACACUGCAAGAUCUAUUGGAUAGUGAUAUGCCUGUAGGGCUUGAAGACAUCGCCUACACUCGCAACCAUUUUGCGACUACAACAGAUCCGAUUGCCCUGGAACUUUAUAGGCGCAAAGUUGCACCUGGAAAAGGUCGAAAAUAUGCCGCCUACUUCAAUGUAACCGAAGGGCUCCGUAGAGUGCAAAAGGGCAAUUUUGCUUAUCACACGGAUGUUGAUUCUGCGUAUAAAUUUAUAACGGAUGAAUUUACUGAAGAUGAAAUUUGUGAUCUAGUUGAAAUUACAUUACUUUCUACUCCGCAUCUUGGCACUGUUACUAGUAAACAUUCCCCGUUCAAAAAAAUGGUCACCUAUGGACUGCGUCAAAUUAUUGAACAUGGAAUAGGAGAGAGGAUAACACAUGUAUGGCGGUACAGACAGUCACGCUGUCCUGCAAGCUACAAGUUGAAACCUGUUCCAAUUCCAGUUGAAGAAUUUAUACCGGCAUUGUUUUUACUGUUAUUCGGAGCUAUCGGGGCAGCUACAGUAUUCUUUAUAGAAUACUUUGUUAAACAGGGUAUUCCAUGUAGUUGGAUUAUUGGAUAAUUUAUGCGAAAAUCACAAUGAACUACUAGUUGAAAAUUUUAUAAAUAUUAUAUGCAGUCGACUGAGAAAUAUAAUGUUGUGUUUGUAGAAAGUAGAGAUUGAUUUAUGGUGAAUCAUACAUAGUGAUGUUUGGGAGUUGGUCUUUUCCAGUCCUUUCCCCGCCACUCCCCAACUUCCACACAUCACUAUGCACUACGCAUUAGUUUUGUAAUUCAAUAAUUUAAAUUCAAAAAAGACCUUAAUGCCAUCACUAUGGCAUAGUUACCACUUCAAUUCUUCCACUAGUUAUAUCAGCACUAAUUGGUUUAAUUUUAAAUUGCGAGUACUGGUAAAUGAAUAAAUAGGUACGUGGGAAGUAUAGGUCUUUUUUGAAUCAACAAAUUGAAUUGAAUUCUGGUGAAUGAACUAUAAACAAAAUGAUGAUAUGCAUGCAAAAUAAACUAUAGGUAUUUAUACGUCACAAUAUCUCUUAAUAUAUUUCUCUCAAUAUAUCUUGCACAGCUAAUAAAAUUUGUGUAACUAAUGUUAAUUUGUCACUUUUAUGAUUUUUAAAGUGGAGGUAGAGGAUUGUUAUUAGAUAUACUUCAGUAGAAUAACCACCUGGUAUAUUUUCGGAUUUGAUAUCUGAACAAAAAAUGUAACGUACAUAUAUUCUUUUGCAAAUCCAUGUUUAACAAACGGUCUUGUGUACAGCAAAAGCGUUUGUAUGUACAUUUUAAUAGAUAGUUAGUAGCAAUAGGUACUAUUGCUCUCAACAUUUUGCUGCAAUUUUCGAUACAUAUCUUACAAUGUAAUAUGAAACGUAAAUUCUAAACAGUUACAUAAGCUUGAAUUACGUUUCAAUGCAAUUCAUUAGCUGAUAAAAAUUGUAUGAAGUACAAUAUUUGAUCCUAUAAUUAUUUAUUUACAAAUAGUAUUAAAAACUGCGAUUGGAUAUGAGUGCGAUUUACGCUUUUUCAUAACUU
This is a messenger RNA of Neodiprion fabricii, 2911 nucleotides long. Its product is annotated as ionotropic receptor 75a-like. The record is from RefSeq and is a predicted model, not a curated record. NCBI's taxonomy places the organism in Eukaryota, Metazoa, Arthropoda, Insecta, Hymenoptera, Diprionidae. Gene Ontology annotation, cellular component: membrane. The transcript is spliced from 10 exons. The coding region runs from base 72 to 1946 and encodes 624 amino acids. Gene Ontology annotation, molecular function: glutamate-gated receptor activity.